AUGGCAGUAGACGCUAUUCCUCCCCAUGUAACAGCAUACGUUGGCGGAGAGAACGAUUUGGACUGCUGUCUCUACGCCCUAUGGCGAGACGGCCAGUUGCUUGUUCUUCAAGCCCCACCUGUUCUUUCUGCUCACGAGGAUCCUACGAGCUUCGACACAGCUUCGAGAGAGCGGUCAACCUCUGAAUUUCGCUUUGGCCUGGAGAAAAUUGCCGCCUUGGUCCAUAAACUUGAUUUCAACCGAGCUAAUUGGGCUUAUCUUGCGACGAGGACUGACGGGUCCUUCAAUGUGAUCUACAAGAAUAAGCCACUACACCCCAUGAUUUCUCCCGGCAAUCUUUUGGCUCCUCUCGUCGAGGAAGCCGAAAUAAUUACCACCAAGUUCAUUUCUUGCGAGCAAAGACAAGGUUUGUGGAAUGGGACAGAAGUUGACAUCAUGAUUGGGUGGAAUGACCAGUGGAUGAAAUUAGUGGAACGUGAAAUAGAGGGGCAUCGGUGUCUUAGAGGGCUUGAUUUGACCUUUGAGGUCCUAGGGCAUGUAACCCGCGACGGACAAAUCAUCGGAAUUAUGACAGAAUCCGCCACCGGUAGAAUGGUCGAAUACCCCGAUCGCGCUGCUGUAUACGAUGCGAUCACCAAGGUGCAAAGCCGUGGUCUGGUGUAUUCCGUACAAGAGAGCAACAUCAUGAUCGUUGACGGAAAAGUACGGCUCCUAUCACUCGCCUCCAUCCGCAAGAUACGAUCCGGUGAAGAACAUGCAACAACAGUCAAUCGAUUUCACUGGGACGCGCUCCGGAAGCUGUUUGAGAAAUUGUUCCAGUAUCCCAACUUCAUGCCACCUCUUCAAUGCAUUCGACAACAAACCAUAAAAAUUCUCGCCCCUGUACCCCCAUUGUACAAACCUCUUGCAACAAACCUAGCGUCGAAUCCGCUAUUCAAGAUAUUCGUUUUUGCUAGUGCUUCUAGCUCCCUCGUUCGCAAGGGGUCAGCUAGACAACCGAUUACGUCCCGCGCGCUGGAACACUAUCAUACAUCCCAUGCGCAACAGCAUGGCCAACGGUCUCUAACUCACUCUCGUCGCCAUGAUAUAACACCAUAUACCCGGCACGCGCCGCGUUCUCGUCACCAUCCCCCUUCAGUUGGCCUACUACUCAGGUCUCCAGCGAGUGAUACCUCGUCGGAGACCGACAGCUGUGUUUCUCUGUAA
This is a messenger RNA of Pleurotus ostreatus (oyster mushroom), 1206 nucleotides long. RefSeq lists its product as uncharacterized. The record is from RefSeq and is a predicted model, not a curated record. The coding region runs from base 1 to 1206 and encodes 401 amino acids. Lineage: Eukaryota; Fungi; Basidiomycota; Agaricomycetes; Agaricales; Pleurotaceae. The transcript is spliced from 3 exons.